Blumeria graminis f. sp. triticale is the source of this 1494-nucleotide messenger RNA. The record is from the annotation of a GenBank genome assembly. NCBI's taxonomy places the organism in Eukaryota, Fungi, Ascomycota, Leotiomycetes, Helotiales, Erysiphaceae.
AUGUCUACUCCACAAGAAAUUAAUGUAAAUGCGGCUGCAACGAAAGCCGCAGAUUUAUUCCCAGAUAUCGGGGAUAAAACAAACCAAUUGACGCAGGAAAUACAAACGGUCGGAUGUGGGACCGUCCAAAACGGUUCUGAAGAGGCGAACGAGCCAAGCACUGACGCUGAUCAACAGACGGGAGAUGAAGUCGAGAGUCUAUGCAUGAAUUGCCAUGAAAAUGGAAUUACUCGUCUCCUCCUCACGCGUAUUCCCUACUUCCGCGAGAUAAUCCUAAUGUCUUUUGAGUGUCCUCACUGUCACUUCAAGAAUUCAGAGAUUCGCUCUGCUGGCGAAAUACAGACUGAAGGCUGCAAGUACGAACUUCGCCUUACUCAGAUGGCAGAUUUUGCGCGGCAGGUUGUAAAAUCUGAUACGGGUACGAUAAAGUUCAUCGAACUCGACCUUGAGAUCCCAGCCGGGCGCGGCCAGCUCACGAAUAUGGAAGGUCUACUCAGUAUGACACUUGAAGAUCUUUCGCGGCAACAGACUGACCGCAAAGUUAACAUGCCUCUGGUCUGGAGCAAAAUCGAGGAGAUUAUUGCAACUGGCCGCAGCAUGCUCGCAGGGCUCGUUUUUCCCUUCCGCGUUGAGCUCGAUGAUCCAGCUGGCAACUCCUGGAUCGAGCCGGAUCAUCGUGAUGGCGUUGGUAAACUCGCACGUAGCACUUAUCCUCGAACCCUAGAACAGAAUGCCGCGCUCGGCCUCGGCGACCAGGAGCCCAAACUUGAGCCACGCAUUGAGCCAAGCUCGGAGCCGUAUGAUACCGAUGCUAUAAGUCCUCAGGAGGUUUACUCGUUCCCGGCCAGCUGUCCGGGUUGUGUGAAAGCGUGCGUCACGCACAUGAAGAUGGUUGAUAUCCCUCACUUCCAACAAGUCAUCAUCAUGAGCACCGUCUGUGAUCACUGCGGCUACCGGUCCAACGAGGUAAAGACGGGCGGCGCGGUACCAGCGCGUGGCCAAAAGAUCACGCUACUUGUCCGAACCCCGACCGAUCUAGCGCGAGAUAUUCUCAAAUCUGAGUCAUGUGCACUCGAGUGUCCCGAGCUCAGCCUUGCCGUUAAUCCGGGCACCCUUGGUGGCCGUUUCACGACGGUCGAGGGCCUGUUGACCCAAAUGCGCGAUGAUCUGCGCCGACAAAUAUUCGACAUAGGCGACUCCCAGCAGCCCGACAGUAUCUCGACGUGGCAAAAAUUCUUCGAAAAACUAGACUCCGCUAUCCAAGGCGAGAUACUUUUUACUCUCGUCAUGACUGAUCCCUUAGCUAGCAGCUAUGUACAGAACCUCUGCGCACCUAGCAGCGAUCCACAACUAAAAAUUGAGGAUUACGAAAGAACCAAAGAAGAAGAAGAUGAUUUAGGCUUGAGCGAUAUGAGGACGGAAAAUUACUCAAACGAUAUUGAAAGUGGAGCGACGGAAAAAAAGGGGGAUCUAGUAGAAGUAUGUGUCAAUUAA